CCAGCAUGGCCUUGGUUUUGCAGCUGCUGGUUCUGCUGCUCUCCAGGGUCCAGGGGGAUCCCGGGGCUUCUUUGCAAGGCCGCCCUGGUGAGAAGGUGAAUCUCUCCUGCACGGGAGUCUCACAUCCCGUCCGCUGGGCCUGGGCACCCAGCUUCCCUGCCUGCAAGGGCCUGUCCAAAGGACGCCGCAAGAUUCUGUGGGUCUCGACGAGCGGAACUCCCACGGUGCCUCCGCUGCAGCCAUUUGCAGGUCGCCUACGCGCCCUGGACCCUGGUAUCCGGCGGCUGGAGCUGCUUUUGAGCACGGGGGACUCAGGAACCUUUUUCUGCAAGGGCCGCAACGAGGACGAGAGCCACACGGUGCUUCACGUGCUGGGGGACAGAGCCAACUGCAGGACCCAGGAGCCCACCCACGCGUCCGUGUAUCCCCAGCUGCUGAUUCCGUUGCUGGGCGUCGGGCUGCUGCUGGGACUGGCAGCGUUGGGCGUGGCCUGGUGGCAGCGCAGACUCCUGUAUGUCCCUUGCAGGCGCUCACCCCCGCACCCGCCUCGACCACUCCCCAGUUUUGCUCCACUCGCAAAAGUGGAACCCCAGAGUCCAGUAAAGGAGGAGGAAGAGAAGGAACCACCCAACAGGUCAGGGGACCUGGAACAGGAACCGAGCCUGUUGUAUGCGGAAUUGGAUCCUACUGUGCUCAGGAGGCCCCGCCGGCUGUCCACCGUGGGCCCUGGUGAUGCCUCCACCGUAUAUGCUGUUGUAGUUUGAAGAGGCACCCACGCUGGGAGCCCUCACCUCUCCAUAGCCCUCCUCCUCUCCUUGGCCCCUCCCUUAGUUAGGAGACCUGUGGUCCAGACUGUCUGCCUUCAAUGUGGCUCCUUCACCUAUUCCCACCUCUGUUAUAGCAUCCAUGUCUUCAUCACCAGUGACCUCUCUGAAUCUCAUCAAGUCCUGUCUCCCCAUCUUACGACAUCAGCAUCCCCUGGUAGCUGCCGUAAUUCUUCCCAAUCAAGUGCUCCCCCCCUGCUCCACCCCCCGCAAUCAAGAUUUUUGAGCCAGAGCCAUACACCUGAUUCUUCCGUUUUCUCCUUUUGUGCUUUAUGCUCAUUUCUUAGCUUCUGAAAUUGUUCCUCUGUGAGGUUGCCAAUGAUGUCCUAGUGGAGAUUUUUCUUUUAUUUUUUUAAAGAUGUAUUUAUUUUUAUUUGAAAGGCAGAUUUUACAGAGAGAAGGAGAGACAGAGAUCUUCCAUCCUCUGAUCCAAUCCUCAAAGGACUGCGACAGUCAGAGCUCAGUUGAUCUGAAGCUGGAAUUCCAGGAGCUUCUUAAGGGUUUCCCCAAGUAGGUACAGGGUCCCAGGCUUUGGUCCCUCCUCUGCUGCUUUCCCAGGCCAUAUGCAGGGAGCUGGAUGGGAAGUGAAGCCGCUGAGACAUGAACUAGGUGCCCACAUAGGAUGCCAGCACUGCAGGUGGAGGAUUAGCUCACUAGUAUACUACACUGGCCCCUGGAGAUAUUUCUCAACAUUCUGGCUUGGCCUUUGAUGACCUCCUUCUUUAAAUUGUUUUUCUUCACGGCUGGUGUCCUCUUUCUGGACUCCUCUUCCUGGUGCUCUUAUGCACACUCCGCACCUCCCCUCUUACCCACACCAAGAACUCCCUCCAGCUCAGACCUCAGAGGUGGGAUUUCCCAACUGUCUUGAACCUCGCUCCGCUCCUAGCAUUUGGCAGAGCAUGUCCAAUUCAACUCUUUGUCAUCACCUCACCCUCCUUGGUAUUGUCUUGAUCAUCCAAGUUGCCCAAGCCAGAAACCAGAGUCAUGUACUUCUUGCUUCCUGUCUCACUCCCACACGAUGACACCUUUCUAUCUUCAUGUCUCUGUCAUGUGUACUCUUGUAUGUCUAGCACAGCUAUCUGAAUGUCCUCUCAUUUCCUUCCUGGGUUGCCCACAGCCCACCUCAUCCAGUUGUUCUGGAGAGAUCCUCCCCAGGCACUGACUGUCUCUGACAACCCUUAGUUUAGAACUGCAGCAACUCUGGGGCCACGCGCCUGGGCCUUGGGCCAAGGUGUACAGGUGCUAUGGCACUUUGUCCACUCUCCAGGCUUAUCUCUGUCACUCCAUGUGCACACGACAUGCCAACCUUAGGCUCUCCCUAGCCCCAGAAUGUGCUUUUGCUCAUUGUAGAGCCUUUGUCUUGAAGACUCGGUCCCUUCUCCCCCCACCUACCUAGGGAACUCCUCUUUAUCCUCAAGAUUUAGUUUCUGUUAUUUUUCUGGAGCCCUGUCCCUGCCUCCCCUCACCCACCAUGGUGUACACUUCGAAAGAAGCAGCUUUUUGUGACUUGUUCCAUCUCAACCCGCUCCUCGCUGUGUAAGGUGUUUCAUGUACCGUGAGUCCCCUGACCUGAGGGGACUGGCCCCUGCCCCUCUGUCACACCGUUGAGCCUCAGUAAAGGAAAACAAAUGUU
Ochotona curzoniae (black-lipped pika) is the source of this 2457-nucleotide messenger RNA. RefSeq names its product megakaryocyte and platelet inhibitory receptor G6b (gene MPIG6B). The coding region runs from base 6 to 764 and encodes 252 amino acids. Lineage: Eukaryota; Metazoa; Chordata; Mammalia; Lagomorpha; Ochotonidae. Gene Ontology annotation, biological process: integrin-mediated signaling pathway; platelet formation; blood coagulation. The record is from RefSeq and is a predicted model, not a curated record. Gene Ontology annotation, cellular component: plasma membrane. The transcript is spliced from 6 exons.